This is a messenger RNA of Truncatella angustata, 1859 nucleotides long. RefSeq lists its product as uncharacterized. Gene Ontology annotation, molecular function: DNA-binding transcription factor activity, RNA polymerase II-specific; zinc ion binding. The record is from RefSeq and is a predicted model, not a curated record. NCBI's taxonomy places the organism in Eukaryota, Fungi, Ascomycota, Sordariomycetes, Amphisphaeriales, Sporocadaceae. The transcript has 6 exons. Bases 258 to 1697 code for a protein of 479 amino acids. Gene Ontology annotation, biological process: regulation of DNA-templated transcription.
UCUGUAGGGUUCGCGUGCUCUUGAAUUUCAGAUUUGAUCUGACAUAAUCAGUAGAUGUGUAUGAAUGUCGUCUGGUCGCCCGAUGUCAGCCAUGUACUACGAAAGCUCGCUGCUAAUGGCAAGUAAUAUGAGGCCAAUUGAGGAGCAGCCCUUGCUGAUCCGACAGCGGCAACGCAAAUUUCACCGCAGGUCCAGAAAUGGUAAGUUGGAAACAGACGGUUUGACGACUGGGCUUUGGUGACCGUCGAGUACCAUAUAUGACAUCUGGAGAGUUUGCUGACUUAUCCGCGCAUACGUCGCCGCGGCGCCCCAUCGGCGUUGUUGUGACGUGGGCGCGUGCUACCAUAGGCUGCACCGUAUGCAAAAAGAAGCAUAUCAGAUGCGACGAGAAAACACCUCUAUGCACAUAUUGCCUGCGACAUGGCGGAGAGUGUAUAUAUUUGGAUGUAGAAUUUGGUAUACCAACCAACGGUAGAGACAAGGAUUCCGAAGUGUUUCACCAUGUCGACGAUAGAUCAUCGCCGGUGUCUCUGGGCUUGUCAGACAGUACACCACGAAAUCCAUUUGUUGGUACUGGCUGUGAUAUACCAUUCAAGUCACGACCGUUAUUUCAGCUUUUCCUGAGUACUAGAAUCCUCCACUCAGUACCAAUAGCCAGAGAAAAGGAUUCAUUUGUCGUCUACCGUGCCCUAUCAAACCCGGGUUUCCUCCACGCGGCUCUUUUGAUGACGACACUGCAAUGGGCGUGGUCGACAGGGGAUAGCGAACAAUUCCGAGUACCAUAUCUAUAUCAUAAGCUGCAAGCUAUACGUUUCGUCAACGAGCAGUUAGCAGAAUCCGAAACUGCAGUGGACGAUGGUACCAUUGCGGCAAUCACAAGUCUUGCUCUAGUCGAGAAUUGCUUGGGUUCUGCCGAUGCCGUAGCAUUCCACUUGCGUGGGCUGAUCAGAAUCAAGGACCUGCAAAGAAAGGUCGCUGGCAAGAGACCCAUGGGCCUUCUUCAACGACUUAUUCUAAUGGCUGCACGUUGUAUCAAAUCACGACCGCCAUAUGACAUACUCGAUAUUCUACAAACAGACGACACUCACCAAUCUAUGAUCAUAUCAUUAUUGGGCAUAGCGAUACGUCCGAUCCGCCCGAAUCAUGACAUAUUUGCCCUGAGCCGACUGGAUCUUCCAUUCGAAACACUUUCAGACUGUUCCCAUGAUUCACAAGCACUCGACAAUACCUCCAUUGGCCCCUUACAGUCCGUUGAUACCAGCAGGAGCGAUUUCAUCUCCUGCUAUUUUUACCUUUACAUAAUACUUCGUGACCAGUGGAUAGACUCGUUCGUACUCAACUGGUUCCUAGAGCAAUUACUUGCCGACGUCUGCAGAACGGAGUCUCUAAUGCAAAAGGGCCAAUACAGCCAGACUUUGUGGUUUUGGACCGUCAUGUUCGGAGCUUCAGCAACAGUAGCUGCAAAAACCACGUCUUCCUUAGAGGAAAAUCAAAUGAAGGCAACGAAAGAUUCGUACAUGGACAAGAUCAACCUCGCAAGCCAGCUACUCAAAAUCAAGAGUUGGGAAGGGGCAAAGUCAACCAUGCAACUUUUUGCUUGGGAGGACGGCUUUGACGGGGAAGAAGAGCUCAAAACUUUAUGGGAGGAGGCUGUUUGGGCGGAUGGUAGUCGUCGUCCGAAGCUACCAUUGGUCUAGUAUUCCCUAAGAAGGUGAUGUGUUGAGUAUAGGCUCGACGUCAAGUAUCGUGGGCUAUGCAAGAACGAAGUUUGUUCUGAACUGUGAAGAUGUCGAACACGGUCGAGACAGCCAGCGUGGAUGCAUGCAAAGCUGGGCAGACGAUGACAUGGCACCUCUGUU